AAUUAAAACAAAGACGUGCUCACAUCUCAUCUCACUCCCUCACCAGCUCACUUCACUCUUCUCUUUCUCUUUUUUUUUUUUAUAAUCACCUCUCUCAAUCAUCAUUUUGAUCAAAAGAUCAUCACACCACCAUAUGGCUCUCGACACUCUCAAUUCUCCCACCUCCACCACCACCACAGCACCACCUCCCCCUCCGCCUUUCCUCCGCUGCCUCGACCAAACCGAGCCAGAGAAUCUUGAAUCAUGGACCAAAAGAAAACGCACGAAACGUCACCGUAUAGAUCAACCUAACCCUCCUUCCGAAGAAGAGUACCUCGCUCUCUGCCUCCUCAUGCUCGCUCGUGGCUCCUCCGAUCAUCAUCACUCUCCUCCUCCACCGUCCGAUCAUCAAAAAGAUUACAAGUGCUCCGUCUGCGGCAAAUCUUUCCCGUCGUACCAAGCGUUAGGCGGACACAAGACCAGUCAUCGGAAACCGGUUAGUAAUAAUAAUAACAACAACAACAACGACGACGGUGAAAACACUAACGGCUCCGUUACUAAUAACGGAAAUAUUAAUAUUAGUAGUAACGGUUUAGUUGGUCAAAGUGGGAAGACUCAUAACUGCUCUAUAUGUUUUAAGUCGUUCCCGUCUGGUCAAGCAUUGGGUGGUCACAAGAGGUGUCACUACGACGGUGGUGUUGGUAACACUAGUAACAUGAUCACUAGCCACGGGUUUGACCUAAACUUACCGGCUGAUCAAGUUACCGAUGAGACCAUUGGGAAAAGUCAACUCUCCGACCAAGAAACAAAGUCGGUGUUGUGAUUAUUAUUAUUAUUAUUACCGAUCGGGCUUAGCUAGCUAGUGAUCGAUCAUUAGCUGAGUCUUGUGUAAUGAAAAUGAUUGGAGUGGACUUUUUGAUUAUUUUAAAUUUCUGUGUUUACGUAUACGGAAAGAUUAAAAAUCUUCAAAUUUU
Capsella rubella is the source of this 953-nucleotide messenger RNA. RefSeq names its product zinc finger protein AZF1. The record is from RefSeq and is a predicted model, not a curated record. Gene Ontology annotation, molecular function: DNA-binding transcription factor activity. The transcript has a single exon. Bases 134 to 802 code for a protein of 222 amino acids. Lineage: Eukaryota; Viridiplantae; Streptophyta; Magnoliopsida; Brassicales; Brassicaceae.